AUGCACUCAGUAAAUGUCUCUCUGGUGACUAAAUUUAUUCUGAUUGGAUUAACAGAUCAGCCUGAACUCCAAAUGCCCUUGUUCUUUCUGUUCCUAGCAAUGUAUUUGGUCACUGUUUUGGGAAAUUUGUGUUUGAUAAUUCUGACCAUGAUGAAUUCUCACCUGCACACUCCUAUGUACUUUUUUCUCUUCAACUUGUCAUUUAUAGACCUCUGCUACUGUUCUGUGUUUACUCCCCAGAUGCUGAUUAACUUUGUAUCGAGGGAGAAUGCAAUAUCUUAUUUGGAAUGUAUGACCCAAGUUUAUUUCUUUGUCUUCUUUGCGGUUUCUGAGUGCUUUGUGUUGACUUCAAUGGCAUAUGAUCGCUACAUGGCUAUCUGUAAUCCAUUGUUAUAUAAUGCUGUCAUGUCUCCAAAACUAUGUUUGAACCUUAUGUUUGGUUCCUACUUUAUUGCAUUUUCUAAUGCUGUGGCUCACAUUGUGUGCAUGCUAAGACUGACAUUCUGUGAUGCCAACACCAUCAACCACUACUUCUGUGAUGUUCCUCCUUUGCUCCAGCUCUCCUGCACGAGCACAUAUGUCUAUCAGGUUGUAAUUCUUAUUGUUGGGAGCAUCGACGUGAUUGUUCCUACUUCAACUAUAUUUAUCUCGUAUGGUUUCAUCUUUUCCAGCAUCAUCCACAUCAGUUCCUCUGAGGGUAGGUCCAAAGCCUUUAACACCUGCAGCUCCCAUAUCCUUGCUGUUUCUCUUUUUUUCAGUACAGGUACACUUGCAUAUUUCAAACCCUCCUCAGCUGGGUCUAUAAAUGUAGGAAAAGUCUCUUCUGUUUUUUAUAGCAAUGUGGUUCCCAUGAUGAACCCAUUAAUCUACAGCUUGAGGAACAAAGAUAUUAAAUUUGCCCUUAAAAAAACCCUGAUUAGGAAGAAUUUUUGA
Molecule: messenger RNA, 933 nt
Organism: Myodes glareolus (Bank vole)
Lineage: Eukaryota; Metazoa; Chordata; Mammalia; Rodentia; Cricetidae
Product: olfactory receptor 8B3-like
Biological process (GO): G protein-coupled receptor signaling pathway
Cellular component (GO): membrane
Molecular function (GO): G protein-coupled receptor activity; olfactory receptor activity
Source: RefSeq, a predicted model, not a curated record